GAGUGAAUCGGGAUUUGCGUGAAGUUGGCGAUGAUUCUGUAAGCUACGGUGCGAUGGCAACUCUCUUUGGCAUACGGUGCACUUGAAGGUUACCGUGUUCUUGCCGUGCUUUACGUCCUCGUGUAAUCUCCGCGAACCGUACGUGGUAAAGCGUUUAUCGCAAAACCGACAUUUCAACGGUUUUUGAUGCAUUAAAUGAUGCUUAUUCAGUGAAGCUAAGGUUGUAACGAUGACUUUAUCCUGGACACAGCUGGAGCAGUGAUAUGGCAAAAGAGAUAGAUGGGACGGCAGGUGGUACUCAAGUUCCUCCACUGUAUCGUGUUCUGAGUUGCAAACAAAGCAUUUGUUUCUCACAGCCUGUAAGUCCUGGACGCAUUUUAACACCGUUUUUCGGCUGACACGAUUUUGAGAACAACCUUCGGUAACUUCCUUGCAGAUCUCGCCAUUUGCUUCGGGAGACGGUUUCUCUAUAGUUAAUUCUAUGGUAGUUUCUACACCAGCUUCAUGGUCACUCUUUGCUUCUUCUAGGUGUUCUUCGAGAAACAUCGUUUCACCAUCAUCCUGUUUUAAGCUGUCCUCCAUGGUAUUCGAAUCUUCGAUUGUUGGGAAAGGAGUGAUGGAGUCGAUUAUGCUAUUGAGUUGCGACCAGCUUAAGAGUCUAUUUUCCGACCCUAGCUGCGCAACGGUUAGUUCCUCUUCAUUUAAGAAUAUCUUCAUGCUUAAAUCGCUGUAUAUCUUUAUACUUGCAUUGAUUCUAACUGCGUGAUGAUCGUUGGCAUCGUCUAUGCUGAAUAGGUGUGCUAUAUUGGGCCUACAAACAAACACCCAUUCUUUGUUGAGCAGUUUAUUUUGUACUUCUGCUAUAAAACAUUCGAAAUCUGCGAUGCAAUCAGCUGUUGGAAAAUCUACAGCAUCUAUUACUCCCGUGGUAAUUGCUUGGGUUCUAUCCGCGGGCAACUCAUUACAAUGUUUUCUAUCGGCGAUAUUCUUGGCCUCCAUCAUAAGGUAUUCCUCUGGAAACAAACUAGGCACCGCAUUCGGUUUCAACCUGGCUGGCUUAUCGUACCGCUCAACGUCGUCCGGUGCAAAAUGGCGUAUGCAAAUGCUGGAACGUUUUGUCGGGAUCCAUUCGGGUCGAUUAAUGGCUCUCUUCCAACAGUCCAGAAGAUAUGGAUCAUCGGGAAACUUGAACGUACUAAUCGACGGAAGGCCACGCUUUAUGGCAGCAUCAUAGUUUGAACAACAGUAAGGCACACAACACUUUCUUCCCAUAUUAAGAGCAACCCCCUUUGAAUUGAAUUAAAAUAAGGUAAAAGCAAACUACUGCGGGUAAUUCACUUUGUUUACAUCGUUUGUUUACGACAUCGAAUGUUUUGACAGUUAUCAGCUGUGCCGAUGGAUCCGUUCGUUUCGAAUUGCUGGUUCGAAAAUGCUCAAUUCUUGUAAAAAAAAAUCCUAUAAAAGCAUUUUAUUUGCUGUAAAAUAUUCAUGCAACUAUUCUUUAGUAAAGCAACACUCCACAUAACUACGUAAAACGAUUGCAUGUCUACUAAAGCAAAAAUAAUGAUCAACUCCAACCUUAGUACUCAAACUCACGCUUUAAACAUGCAACGAUGUAAAAGGCCGGCCGUACAUCAUUUGACAAUUGUUCCGAGAUCGGCAAACAGAAACUUUUCCGAUACGAUAAAUUCUAGUUUUUUCAUGUCCCAGCGUAAAUCGAAAGAUCCGUGCAAGGCUGCCGCUUGUAAAAUUCAGACCUGUCUGCGAGAACACAGCUACGACGAGGUAAAGUGCUACGAUGUCAUCGAGGACAUGCGGCAAUGCUGUCUGAAGUGGCAUAAAGUAUCGUUGUGCUGCUCCGGCAUCCAGCUCGAUCGUGACUACAAAGCCGAAAAGGAAACCAUCCUGCGGGAACGAGCAACGGCCCGUAAAAGCGAUGCCCACUGAUCCGCGCCGCCCACUGCGUGUUCCUAAACGAAAUUGGGUGCAGCGUAAUCCGCGAUUGUUCAGCAACCUGCUAACCGGUACCGCUUUGCUGAUAUUCUUUUCCAAACCUCUGUACGACGCGUUUAUCGCCGAACCCGAACCAGGUGCAUUACCGCCACGCGAAAUUCGAUCAGUUCGCAUCGGACCAAAGUAAAACCGAGCGCUCUAGCUAGGGAGCUUUUUCUCUAAGUGCGAUCUCUGACGCGAUGGAAUCGGUAAAACGGGCCAACCAACGGCUUCGCAGUUACCCACUGUUGAUGGCAAAGUGUUCCGUGGCUGCAGCGGCGUACGCCACAUGCGUUACAACUGAUCUAAACGUAGCGCACCGGUCUUGCGAUAAAGAGUUUCACAACUUCAAAGAGUGCAUGCGGAAAGCCGCUAUCGAAAUGAAAACAAAACUGUAGGAAGGUGAUACACAUCCAUCAGCUAACAAACGAACGUAGUACGAGUGUAGAUAACGAACCCGAAACUGCAAACACUUACCCCUAGAGAGCAAGAUAGUUUCCCGUAAAAGACCCGCAAGCCGGUUAAAUGUGUAAAAAAUGUCAUUCAAGAAGCAUCUCAUCAUCAGCACGCUCGUACGUGUUUUCCUCAUCUAUUAUGGCGAAGUGCAGGACAGUUUGUCCGAUGUGCAGUACACCGAUGUAGACUACCGCGUGGUCACCGAUGGCGCAAACCACGUGCUCGCGCUGGGUUCUCCGUUCAAAAGGCAUACCUAUCGGUACACCCCACUACUGGCGUAUCUGGUACUGCCAAACUUGCUACUGCAUCCAAGCUUUGGCAAGUUCAUAUUUUCGCUGUUCGACAUCCUGAUCGGAGUGCUUAUCAAAUGGAUUCUGCUAAACUGCUACCGCAGCAAUAAGAUAUCGAUCGAGACAAAGCUGCUGAAGCUGGAAACGCUUAACAAUCGGAACAAAUAUUUGAUCAAGCGAAAAAAUGAAAUUCUAAACAGCAACAACGAAUCGCUGCCGCCCAAGUACAUCCGGAUGGCCGAACUCAGUGCCUACUGCUGGCUGUACAAUCCGCUCACCAUGAUCAUAGCAACGCGGGGCAACGGCGACUGCGUUUCUUGCUCGCUGGUGCUCCUUUCCAUCUACUUUCUGCUAAAGAACGAGCAAACAAGUACACAGCACUUUAUCGCCGGCCUGUUUCUCGGCUUAUCGAUCCAUUUUCGACUCUACCCAAUCGGCUUCUGUUUGGCGUUCUAUCUGGCCACUCAAAAUCGAACGGUUGAAAAAUGGCACGACAUCGUACGCACCAUCCUGCAACCAAAUGCAAAGCAAAUAGCACUCGUAUUGGGCACCGUUAUCGCCUUAGGUUCGUCCACAGCUCUAUUCUACUGGCUGUACGGUUAUCAAUUCCUGUACGAAUCCAUGCUCUACCAUCUGGUACGGAAGGACACGCGACACAACUUUUCGCUCUAUUUCUAUCUGCAAUAUCUCAGCUCCACGUUCGAUGUGACGAUUCUGGAAAAGAUACUUACCUUCCUGCCGCAGCUCAUUCUGAUCCUGAUGCUCACCGUACGCUACGGUCAGCAUCGGCAAACGCUCGCCUUUGGCCUGUUUGCGAUCGCGUUCGUAAUGGUCACGUACAAUCCGGUCGUCACGUCGCAGUACUUCGUCUGGUUCCUGUCCCUGUUGCCGCUGUGUGUGAAAAACUUCCGAAACAUCGGCAUCCGGAAAGCGGUUUUCAUUCCAGUCAUGUGGUUCAUCUCGCAGGGUGGCUGGCUACUGCCCGCCUACCUGCUCGAGUUUAAGGGUUGGAACACGUUCGAAUUCAUCUGGAUACAGAGCAUUGUGUUCUUCUUCUCCAACGUGCUGAUUUUGCAGAUGCUUAUUAGUAAUUACGAUAUCGCUUACAACUAUAAAAUCGAUUAGGCACGCUACGCUAUCAUCAGUCAUGUAAAUAAAACCUGGUAUGUUAUUUGGUA
Messenger RNA from Anopheles stephensi (Asian malaria mosquito), 3916 nucleotides. RefSeq lists its product as uncharacterized. Gene Ontology annotation, cellular component: mitochondrial intermembrane space. The record is from RefSeq and is a predicted model, not a curated record. The transcript is spliced from 2 exons. Bases 1543 to 1947 code for a protein of 134 amino acids. Lineage: Eukaryota; Metazoa; Arthropoda; Insecta; Diptera; Culicidae.